UCGGCAACAGAAGAGUCAGAAAACUACAAGCUAAUUCUUGCUUUUCUUCCAUCUUCAGGUUGUUUUUAAUUCGCUUAAAGACAGCGAACACCUGGGGGAGAGAAGGCAACCUUAGCCCCAUGGCCUUUUGGGAAGUAGUAAUUAGGGGGCUGAUUUUUCUAGGCAACUUUUUUUUUUGCAAGCUAUUGCAUCUUCAACAUUUUUAAAAUGGCUAAUUAUUGUAAUCAAAGGGUACAGCAAUGAUGUACCAGCUCUAAUUUUUUUGGUUGAGGGAGCUCAUUUAAUAGGAUUGCAAAAGGGAAAGGAAGUCUGCUGAGGUAGGAAAGAAGGGAAGAGAGAUGUGAUGAAUAAUUUGCUGGCUAGAUUUUUUUCAUGGAGUUAGGGAUUUGGUGAAGUCAAUGCAAAAUAAGUUCUGUUAAAUAUUUAUUUUUGGAUUCAGGCCUCAACACAGGAGAAUCAACAGAGCUCUCAUUAGAACCUGACUCUGGGCAUAUGUUAAUGUAGUUGGAAUCAGCAUCAGAAGCAGUCCAGAUUAAAUGAAAGUGAAGGACAGAAAACUGUAUCUCAUUGCUAGUUGGCUGAUUAGAAAAUUCUGGAUUGAGGGAAGAGAUCCACCUGUCCAUUAGGAUAUCUGGUAACUUACCACCGAUGUUAAUUUUGGGAUAGGUUUUCAAUCUCCUUGUAAAUAGAAGGUGCCUCUUAUCUUUAAAUGAUGUAACUGAAACUGGGAAAGUAUAAAACUCAGCUUUUCUAACAAUCCUGAGGCUGUCAGAGCUAACAUGAAGCAAGAUGUUAAAAACAAGACGUUAAGAGGAGCCCCUCCGUGUCCGGGGCGGUAAAAAACCUCUCUGUUUUAGUGAUCCAUAGCAAAACACACAAAUCUAUUUCUCCACCCAGGAGCGUCACUGCAUAACAACAGGAAGCAGAGAACCGGCCAGCAUUAGCUCACUACAUCUGAAGGGUGAGCCGGGUCAUCAUCAUCUCUGGACUCCUUUGCUUAUUGCAAAGUGAAGAUGAAUUGCAAAGAGGCUCUUGUCUCUGCAGUCUGCUUUGGGGAAAAUCUAGAACUCUAUUUUGAAGAAGUUCUAGAGUGCGACUCUCUGAGGAAAGAACAGUGCAUCUGUCAGCAAGUCUUUCGAAACAUCAACAGUCAAAUACUUGUGGUGCGAUCAGAUUCAAAUGUAGGGGUAUUCGAAUCUGCAGCAGAUCAGGAGGUGAAGCGUGGGAGUGGAAUGCUAUUCACCAUUCACUAUUAUGCAGACACGGGUGUGCCUGAGACUGGGCCGGCUGUAGCAUUCAGUGUCCAGGAAGGUAGCAAGACUUACAGUAUGUACUGCAUGGAUGACGGUGGGAAAAGAAUGGUUCGAUUCCGGGAGGGAGAGCCUCCCAAGGACAUCGAAGGAAAAAGUGACAUGGUUUUUAUUCAAAAGCUGUUUACACCGGGAGACGGAACGUCAUUCAAGUUUGAAUCUUGGCUGAUGCCAGGAUAUUUCUUGGCCUUUGCAAAAGAGGACGGCUUAAUUAAACUGAUUUUAAAGAGCUGUGUGAGUGGAGAUGAAGUAGACGAGACCAUGAAGAUACAUUUUGAAACUUAAACUAAACUGAAAAUCACUCUAAAAACACUGCUGUAUCAUAGAUAAGCUAUUUCUUGGCUUUUUUUUUAACAUAAA
Molecule: messenger RNA, 1670 nt
Organism: Gavialis gangeticus (Gharial)
Lineage: Eukaryota; Metazoa; Chordata; Crocodylia; Gavialidae
Gene: IL18
Product: interleukin 18
Exons: 4
Coding region: 1014-1595 (193 amino acids)
Biological process (GO): inflammatory response; immune response
Molecular function (GO): cytokine activity
Source: RefSeq, a predicted model, not a curated record